Mesoplodon densirostris (Blainville's beaked whale) is the source of this 1629-nucleotide messenger RNA. RefSeq names its product mitochondrial methionyl-tRNA formyltransferase (gene MTFMT). The coding region runs from base 35 to 1279 and encodes 414 amino acids. Gene Ontology annotation, molecular function: methionyl-tRNA formyltransferase activity. The record is from RefSeq and is a predicted model, not a curated record. Gene Ontology annotation, biological process: biosynthetic process; conversion of methionyl-tRNA to N-formyl-methionyl-tRNA. The transcript is spliced from 10 exons. Gene Ontology annotation, cellular component: mitochondrion. Lineage: Eukaryota; Metazoa; Chordata; Mammalia; Artiodactyla; Ziphiidae.
UGCGCCUGCGCAGCGUGGGCCGCCCGCGGAGGCAAUGAGGGGUCUGGUACGGGGCUGCUGGGGGCCCCUGCCAGGCAGCGGUGGCGGCAGCGGCGGCGGCGGCGGCGGCGGCGCGGGCAGGAGGCCGAGCCCUCAGUGGCGGUCCCUGGUCGGCCUGAGCGGGUCCUCUGGCGGGGAGGACGGCCGGGGCGCUCGAGUCCGCGAGAAGCCGCCUUGGCGGGUGCUCUUUUUCGGCAAUGACCAGUUCGCCCGCGAAACGCUGCGGGCGCUGCAGGCCGCCAGGGAAAACAAAGGGGAAGAGUUAAUUGAAAACUUGGAGGUGGUCACAGUUCCCUCACCAAAAAGACUGCCGGUGAAGCAAUAUGCUGUCCAAUCUCAGCUUCCAGUGUAUGAGUGGCCAGAUGUGGGAUCUGGAGAAUAUGAUGUUGGAGUGGUAGCUUCAUUUGGCCGACUUUUGAGUGAGGCUCUUAUUCUUAAAUUUCCCUAUGGCAUCUUGAAUGUCCAUCCCAGUUGCCUCCCGAGGUGGCGUGGUCCAGCCCCUAUAAUCCAUACGGUCCUGCACGGAGACACAGUUGCUGGAGUAACGAUUAUGCAAAUUAGGCCUAAAAGGUUUGAUGUAGGCCCAAUUCUCAAACAGGAAACAGUUCCUGUACCACCCAAGAGCACCACAAAGGAUUUGGAAGCAGUGCUGUCAAGACUGGGUGCCAACAUGCUUAUUUCAGUUUUGAAAAAUUUGCCUGAAAGUUUGAACAAUGGAAGGCAGCAGCCAGCCGACGGGGUGACACAUGCCCCUAAGAUUUCUGCUGCUACCAGCUGUAUAAAAUGGGAGGAACAAACUUCAGAGCAGAUAUUCAGACUUCAUCGUGCCAUUGGAAAUAUAUGCUCUGAUGAUAAGGUGAAGAUGAGCUUUACCUCCUCAAGAACAAGAAGGAUUCCGUUGCAGACACUCUGGGUGAAUAGUACCAUUAAACUUCUGGAUUUGGUAGAAGUUAAUAGUUCAAUCCUCACUGAUCCAAAAUUAACAGGGCAGGCUGUUAUUCCAGGAUCAGUAAUAUACCACAGACAGUCACAAAUACUGCUGGUUUGUUGCAAGGAUGGCUGGAUUGGUGUUCGAUCAGUGAUGCUCAAGAAAACACUAACAGCUACUGAUUUCUACAAUGGAUAUUUACACCCCUGGUACCAAAAAAAUUCCCAGGCUCAACCAAGCCAGUGCAGAUUUCAGACUCUCAGACUUCCACUGAAGAAGCAGCAGGAGAAAAAAAUUGUCGCUAUGCAAUAGUGCACCAAGUAGUUAGGAAGAAGAUGGACAAGUACCUACUACCUACUUGUAAUUUGUUAAAAGCCUUAUUUACAAGGAAUUACCUUGACUUUCAGAGAAGAUGGCACUGUUGGAAGGAAAGAUUAUUGUCAAGAAGCGGAAUCACCUCACUUUUCACUUUUCAUUUAACGGUAGUUAAAAACAGCUUUUUCUGUUUCAAUAACAAUAGAAACUUUAAAUUAAAUGUUUAUUUAUAAUAUCAGAUUCAUGGAGAUUGUAUCUUUCCCUAAGAGCAAGUACAACUAACUGUUACGUGUAUAUACUGAAGAGACGUUCUUUUAAAAAGUGCAUCUAUUAAAUUUUUAAAAUCA